AAUUAAAUCAUCUGGUAAUUUGUUGGUCUCUGUUCAUUAGCUGCUUAUUAUCAGAUGGUAUUAAUUAUUUUAAAUUCUAUCUUCAGUAAAAAUAAUUAAUAAUCUUUGGUUGAUUUUGGUUAAUUUAAAUUUCUUUCGGUUUUUACGUGAUACCAGAUGCCUCAGAAACAAAGGAAAAUCGCCAUAAUGGGAUUCCGAUCAGUCGGUAAAUCAUCACUGACUAUUCAAUAUGUAAAAGGACAAUUUGUUGAUUCUUAUGACCCAACAGUAGAAAACACUUUCACUAAGACUGUAAAAAUCAAAGGACAAGAAUAUUUUCUAAAACUGGUUGACACAGCGGGACAAGAUGAAUAUUCAAUUUUCCCUCCAGCGUAUGCGAUAGAUAACCAUGGUUAUUGUCUAGUAUACAGCAUAAACAGCUUGAAAUCAUUUGAAGUGAUACGGAUAAUCUAUGACAAAUUAUUGGAUAUGACUGGAAAGGUACAAGUUCCAAUUGUAUUGGUUGGUAAUAAAUUGGAUCUUCAAUCUGAAAGAGUUGUACCUUACGAGGAAGGUAAAAGACUAGCUGAUUAUAUGAAAGCAGAAUUCAUGGAAAUCAGUGCCAAAUCAAAUGCAGACGUAAGCAGCCUGUUUACAUCUUUGUUGAUGAUGAUUGAAAGGGUUCGGAAUGAAGUUACCGAUAAACCAGAAGGAAAAGCAAAAUGUGCCCUAUCCUAAAGGAGCUUUUUGUCUUUUGAAUUUUUUUUCCUCUAUUCUCUCUCUCUCUCUCUCUCUCUCUCUCUACACCCUUUUUUUUCUCUCUCGAUCGCUCCUUCCUCCCUCUUCUUUGUAAAUCGUCCGUCUUUCUCCUUUUCCUCUACCGCUACUACUAAAACCAACUACUACUACUACUACAAUUAAUUCUACUACCAAUUCUACUACUAACUAUUACUACUACUGCUACUACCACUUCUACUCUUACUGAUAUCUUCCUCUUCUACUUCUCAUAACUUUUGCCCCUUUUUUCAUCGCCAUUGUGUACUCAUAUUAUAAAUUAACGUUCGGCCAUUUAGUAAAAAAACAAAAAACAAACAUUUGGUUUAACUUUGGGAUAUAAUAUGUAAUUAACCGGUUAUUUGAUUCUCUAAUUGUUGAUUUUUUUUUGAUUUUUUUUCUCCCUUCUUUCUUGCCAAUAUCUUUUCAAACCAAUCAUUUUUGUACCGAAAACCAACAAAAAGCGAGUAAGAAAAGUGUUAAUUUUGUUCACUUUUCUAUUUUCUUUAAUUCUCAAGAUGAUCAUUUGUAUUGUGUAGACAAAUUUGUAUAAUUCAAAUUGAUUAACGAAACAAAAUGGAAAAUUAUAAUCAAUGGUUUGAAAUAUAAAAAAUUUCACUUUUUUCGAAUUAAAAAAUUAAUAUAAAAACAA
Panonychus citri (citrus red mite) is the source of this 1405-nucleotide messenger RNA. RefSeq names its product GTP-binding protein Rheb-like (gene Rheb). The transcript is spliced from 3 exons. Lineage: Eukaryota; Metazoa; Arthropoda; Arachnida; Trombidiformes; Tetranychidae. Gene Ontology annotation, biological process: small GTPase-mediated signal transduction. Gene Ontology annotation, molecular function: GDP binding; GTP binding; GTPase activity. Gene Ontology annotation, cellular component: plasma membrane. The record is from RefSeq and is a predicted model, not a curated record. The coding region runs from base 157 to 717 and encodes 186 amino acids.